ACAGAGCGACGCCGACUGACUAUUGCUAGGCUCUGCGUUGGGGUCCCGGGGGAAGGAGACACCGCCAUGCCCCAAGUUUGUGAGGAAGAAGAGAUUCCACAGCAGGUGACUGAAACACCGGACUGUGCUGAAUACUAUCUCCAGUCAUUAUUAGCUGAUGCCUUUAAAGGGAAGGGGUUUCAGAAAAUAAGUGACGCGCUACAAGAAAAGGGUAUUUAUCCUCAGAAGUACAGCAAACAACUAUUAAAUCAAAUGGACAAAGUUCUGAAAAAGGAACUGGACAAAAACGAGUUCUCCAAUGUUUCCUUGUUGCUGAAAUGCAUUCAACUAUAUUGUAGAAGUGACCCUCAGGAAGGUGUGAACCUGCUUCUUCAGCAAGGAUUGAUACCAAAGAUGGUCGCUUGGUUUGAAAGAACUAGAGAAUUUCUGAGCCUGAUAGAACCGAAAGAAAGUAAAUUCUUGGCAAAGCUUGUGGAAGACUUUUUCGACACAGCACUGGUCAUUGCCAAGAGCAAUGAUGAAGGAAAGAAGCAGCUGCUUGAAUCCUUCCUACUGUACUUAGGACAUAUAGCUAUCGAACCUAAUGUGACCUGUGCCCUUCGGCAGGAGGCUCUGAGAACCUUAAACACGCUCUUGGACAACGUCGCUCGAGAGGAACGAAAGAAGUUUGCAUUGUCUGAAGAGAUGUGUUUGCUUACGAAAGAACUUGCAAAAAUGAUUUUGGAAGUUGGAGACUAUGAUAUCCAGGUUGCUAUUUUGGAAGCCCUGUUCAGGCUGAUGUUGAAAAAAUGGAGAGAUGACCUUGUUCACAAUUGGUUUGAAGAUCAGCACGUUGUUAAUGCCUUCAAAGAAAUAAAGGACAGAGAGUUCGAGACGGAUUGCAGGAAAUUUCUUAAUGUGCUAAAUCAAAGACUUGGGGAUAAAAGAAGAGUGUUCUCAUUUCCUUGUAAAGCUGCUUAUGCUGACACGAAUCAGUUAACAAAGCCAGCUGACGAGAAAUUGGAGGAGUUUUGGGUUGACUUCAAUUGUGGAAGUGAGAGCGUGACCUUCUACUUAAAUAACCCUGAGAGUCCUUUCUGGGAGUCCGUGAGAUUGUCUAAAGAAGACAUCAGCAGUUAUUGUGUGGAAGAAAGAGGGGAAGAAAAGAUUCUCAAAAUGCUUUUGCGGAACUCCACUACAAUCAACAAAAAAGAAGUAACAAAGAUCAAAAUUCACGUUGACAGCAAAUUUGAUAUUGCAAGCCCUCUCAGUAAAAUAUCAGAAAAAGUUAAAAUGGUAAUAUUGGAUGAAGUUGAAACAGGGAGCCGCAGAGAUCAGCCAGAACAAAAUGAAACUGUAGCAGACAAUCAUGCCGAGUGGAUAAAAGAUUCUGCAGAUACUGAAUCCUUAUCAGACAUUUUUGGAUCGCAUCAGAGUAAUGAAUCUGCCACUGUUACAACAAAAAUGUCUACUCCUGUGGAUGCAGUUGAUAAAGGAGAACAGACAGGACAAGAACACGGUAGUCCUGGCCAAGCAUCCACGGAUACACCAGCAGUUUCUCCAACACACACAGCACCUAUAUUGAAAACUCCUCCACCCUUGAAACUUUCUCUGCCAAAGCAGAAGGAUAAAACUGUGGUCCACAGUGAGCUAAAUGCAGAAGAGGAAGUUGAUAGCCAGCCUAUGGAAAUACUCACUGCAGAGGAUGAUGAGAAAGGCAGAAAAAGAAGUUCAAGCAAAGAAAUGGCAGACACAAGGAAGGAUGCAUAUGAAUUUGGAAGCUUAUCUGACCCUGUGGCACACAGUAUGGUGUCUGAAAUGAAACAAAAAGUCUUCGUCCAGAAGACCCCUUUGCACAGGAAUUUGGAAAAAGGAACUGUGGAAGUGCACAAAACUAAGCCGUCUUCUGGUUACAAGAGUCAUCUCUUCUCUGAAAGCAACCAAGAGACUCCAGGCAACAGUCCUCGUGAGAAAAGCUGGAUCCUUAACUCUCAAAAGGAAUCUGGAUACAAAACUAUUGACUAUACUCGUAGAAAACCAAAAUUCAGAAGCAAAUUAAAAGUACUGCCAUUAUCUUCUCCAAGUAGUAGCAGCGAUCACCGUGCAAAGAAAAUUGGGGAUUCAUCCAUGCACAGAGAAAUGGCCAAGAAAAGAAGGAGCACACCAAUACAUAGCUUCUUAGCUCAGCAGCAAACUGGUGGCUUAGAAUUGGCUGAUGUUGCUGUGUCACUCAGUGGUGCUUCUUCCUUUGAUGACUCAGAUGCCAGUAAAAGCAAGAACUGUGAUGUCAUAUCCGGCACUCUUCCCCUGAAAGACCGGGUCUCUAAAUCUAAGCGCAAACUCACAGGAUUCCUAAGUGGUCUCGGAGAGAAGCGAUUGAAAACCACCGAGAGGAAAUCUAGUAAUGAGCAGUCUUCCAGCUUUUCUUUUGAACCCAAAAAACUUUUUGAUUCUGUAGAGAUGGAAGAGGCAACUCAUAAAGGAGAAUCGGUAGAUCUGGUGGAAGAUCAUGUGCCCCCCAUGUUCCAGGAAGAUUCAGGCGUCAUUGCUGCGUUUGAGUCCUUCACAAAUGAGUUGAAGAAAACAUUUUGGUCUCGGUACAAGAGGACAGAGAUUUACAUGCGAAAUACCUUGAAGAUGCCCGAACAAAAUAUGUCAGCAUUAUUGAACCAGAUACACCAGUGCCGGCUGAAGGAACUAGAACACUUCCACAAGAUAGUUCUCAAGGAACUAGACAAUCUGGAGAAGAGAUCUCAGUUUCUCUCAACUCUUGAGAAGGAUUCAGUGGAUACAGUCCAUGGACUCAGGGCCAGAUGGCGCAGCCGUGAAUGUAAAGGAGACCGCCCAGAAUGUUCAGUUUGAAAAGAUGAUAGACCUUGAAGAAGAGAGAGAGAGAGUUUCCAUUGUUGCUUCUGACUGAUUAAGUUUGGUUGAAAUAAACCUAAAGACCCUCCAAGGCAAAUGCCUAGAUAACUAUUGAAGAUUGUUUGCUAAUUUACCCUUAAU
Messenger RNA from Sphaerodactylus townsendi, 2985 nucleotides. It is a transcript of the gene SYCP2L, whose product is annotated as synaptonemal complex protein 2 like. The transcript has 35 exons. The coding region runs from base 67 to 2841 and encodes 924 amino acids. Lineage: Eukaryota; Metazoa; Chordata; Lepidosauria; Squamata; Sphaerodactylidae. The record is from RefSeq and is a predicted model, not a curated record.